This is a messenger RNA of Tricharina praecox, 1131 nucleotides long. Its product is annotated as mitochondrial carrier domain-containing protein. NCBI's taxonomy places the organism in Eukaryota, Fungi, Ascomycota, Pezizomycetes, Pezizales, Pyronemataceae. The transcript is spliced from 2 exons. Bases 121 to 1095 code for a protein of 324 amino acids. The record is from RefSeq and is a predicted model, not a curated record.
UAGAAGGUAGCAGCUCAUCGCAUCUCGAAAUUCGCUCGUUGUGACGAUCACGACAACUCCGGACUGAACGAACCCAAAACCCCCACUACACCAAAGAACACCCCACCGACCUCAAUCGCAAUGGCAACAACGGGAGGUGCAUUCCUAGCUGGCGGUAUCGCCGCCUGCGGUGCCGUCACGGUAACCCACGGCUUCGAGACGGUCAAGACACGGUAUCCUCCCCCCCAUCCCCGCGUCCGCCCUCCGAAGGCCCCCGCUGACUCCCACCGCAGCCUGCAACUCCAGGGCGAGCUCUCCUCAAAGCAAGCGACGAAGCGCGUCUACACGGGCAUCUUCCAGGGCGUAACCGUGAUCCUCAAGAACGAGGGACUCCGCGGGUUGCUGGCCGGCCUGGGCACUGCGUACUGCUACCAGAUCAUGCUCAACGGGUGCCGCCUCGGCUUCUACGAGCCAGUCCGCACCUCGGUGACCUCGCUCUUCCACGACAACCCGCUGGAGCAAAACUUCGCCAUCAACAUCUUUGCCGGCGCGUCCUCGGGCGUGCUCGGUGCCGCGGUCGGCUCCCCAUUCUUCCUCAUCAAGACGCGGCUGCAGAGCUACUCGCCGUUCCUUCCCGUCGGCACACAGCACAAGUACAAGGGGGCGAUCGACGGGUUCGGGCGGAUCUACGCAGCCGAGGGCAUCAAGGGGUGGUACCGGGGGGCGGGCGCGGCAAUGAUCCGGACGGGCUUUGGGUCGAGCGUGCAGCUGCCCACGUACUUCUUUGCCAAGCGCCGGCUGCAGAAGCAUUUGGGAAUGAGCGAGGGCGUCGGCCUGCACCUAGCGUCGUCCGCCGCCAGCGGCUUCGUCGUCUGCUGCGUCAUGCACCCCCCGGAUACUGUCAUGAGCAGGAUGUACAACCAGACCGGUGACAAGUAUAAGAGCGCUGUCGACUGCCUCAUGAAAACUGUCAGGACCGAGGGCCUGCUGGCUAUCUACAAGGGCUUCACCGCGCACUUGGCACGCAUCUUGCCGCACACCAUCUUGACCUUGACACUGGCGGAGCAGACGACAAAGUACGUGCGGCAGCUCGAGGAGCGGAUCUUCCUAGACUAGACAGCUACCUAUCUAGCAUGAUGCCGUGGGAAAAAA